AUGGAUGAGCUGGUGCAUCAUUGUCUGCGAGAACUUUCAUUCGAUGGCGAUCUUGGUUGUAACGUUUCCCGCUUGCGAGAUUUCAUCGUAGGAUUCCACAGUCACGACGCUACCCACCCGCAGGUCGUCGACGAUGCUUUUUGUGCGUUCGUCUGGUCCAUAGUCGUCCAGCAGCCCACUGUCCGCGUUGGUACGGUUCCUCCGGGCGUAUCAUCUGAAGUGCACGUCGCUCCUCAGACCAGCGCAAGGCGUAAAGCGGCAGCUAAGGGCGAGGUACUUGUCGAAGAAGCUCCACCAUCACUCACUAUCGUUGAGAAUGCACGCGAUAGGUCAUUAGAGGACCUAAAAGCAGAAUAUGGCGAAAAUCUUAGGAUUGCUGUUGAUCCAGAGACUUCUUUUGCUGCAAUCACAGGAUCUCAUAUCAGAUCUUCGAAACUCAGUCCAAUGGUUUAUAGUGCUUUGCAAUUCAUCACAAGAGGUCGUGAACAAGGGGUUACGACUGUCGAGCUCGGACGUAAGACAAAGUACGAUCAGAAAACCUGCUUUUAUGUCAUCAAACAACUACUGGAGCUUGGCUUAAUUAUCAAAGUACGGCGAGGAGGUGUUGGUAAUCACUCCUGCAUUCACAGAUAUUUUGUGGAGCGCAGCGCGUUCUGGCAACAGAUUCAGCAAGAAGAAGCCAAAGAUGACGAACCUGUUAUUAUUGGAGAGAGUCAUCCGCAAGAUGCAAAUCCUAUUGAAGAUGGGACUCCCUCUGUUUUAUCGUCGGAACUCGACUUUGAGCCUGUGGAUUCCAGACAUUUGUCUAGUCUUCCACUACUCAAAAAUCGAAUUAUCAAGUUGCUGAAGGCGUCGCCGAACAAUAUCCACUCCUCAAAUAACUUAAUUAUCACCCUCGGCUUUGUGGAUCCAAACAAGACAGACCGUCGCUUCUUUGAAACUCGUCUGCGAGAGUUGAUUGCACAAGGAGUGAUAGAACGUGUGUUGGUUCCGAGCUCCAAAGUCAAAGACAGGCUUGUCAAGUGCAUACGACUUGUCACUCCAGACAAUCAACUCUCAGAGGGCGGUGUUAUUCUUGCCCCUCAGGAAGGCGAGGAGGAUGACAAGAAAAUCAUGCUUGAUAAUACAUCUGCUGGUCACACCGAGGUCAGGGCAAACCGCACAAUCCAAAAACAAGUGUCGGAUGUACUUGAAGAAGCAGGGUCUUCCGGCAGAACUCUUCGUGAAAUCUGCAGCGCCCUUGGCAACUUCGACAAACGCACUAUUGAACUUCUUUUAACCCGAGCAGUCAAGAGUCGCCCUCCCGCUCACCUCAGCGAUCUCGGGACAAUGGACUUUAUGGAGUCGUUUGGGCGGGAAAGACGACAUCGAUAUUAUACUCUAGCGGCAUAUACGAUAAUCAUGGCCAGCGAAAAGCUUGAAGAUACGACAACGUCAUAUGCUAAUAUUGAUCUCUCAAAAGCCGGUGAUUUCGCCGUGUUCCACGAGGCGAUGUUUUACGAUGACGAUGAAACUCUUCACUGCUAUGAAGACAUACUCAAAGGCAAGGAGGGCAGAGUGAAGACAGGAGCUAAGAAGCGUAAAAUGCCAGAAACCGAAGAUCCAGGAGAUGAUGAAGGGGUUGAGGGUACUCCAGAACCUGUCCCAAAAGCCAAAAGGGGCCGUCCGCGGAAAAAGCCACGUGGCGAGGAGGACGGUGAGAUAUCUAUCCCUCCGAAAAAGCGUAGUCAACUUCGCAAAAACCCGAUUGCUGAGGAGUGUGAUGGGACUUCGACGGUACCUAAGGUUCCCAAAAGAAGGGGCCGUCCACCUCAACAGAAGUCCGACACUGAACCAGCCAUUCGCCAUGCCGAAGUUCCAAGGAGUGAAUCGAUGGAGGGUGUUAAUGACAUUGUUCUUGCCGCACAAGUCCCGUCAGCACCUCCACCAGAGACCGGUGGACACCCUCCGGAGGGGUCGGGUAUCACCGGCGUAGCUAGUUAUCAGCGAGGAAUGACUCCAACCACAUCUCAUGUUGUUCCUGAGCCCUCGACUUCAAGCCCGAAGGAAGGAAGUCAUGCGUUACAGGAAUCAUCUGACUUGUCUUCAUCGGCGGUACAUGAGGAUCCCGGUGACGAGCAACACCGUAUCUGUCAAGCUGUGACAGGCACCGAUGUCCAAGCUGCGGUACCUCGUACGUCUAAUGGCGUCGCGCUUACGGCCGACAUUGACAACCUGACGGAAUCUCGUAAUGGGCUUGUCGUAGAGGGACUCAAAGCCAAGGCAUCUCGUAGAAAGCUGAAACCCCCAAUUCGCAAGAGCGGUGCUUCCUCUAACCCAAGACUUGGAACUGUGGUAGAAGGAAUAUCGGCUGAAGGUUCUGAUGAUCGAAUCGAUGAAUCAGAAGUCGUUCGCAUUCCACAGCAAGCAGUAGAUGAUGCAAGAACCGAUAGAUUAUUUGUCAUGGAUAAGCGCCCUUCCGAACCUAUGAUCAUCGAUCCUGCGCUACUGGAUACGUCUUCUUUAAUGGAGGCGGACGUAAUGUCCAUUAUGAUAGGAGAGAAACGGAAGGGAUCCCCACUGCCAGUAACACCUUCCCAACACAAACGCCCGCGAAAUAAGCCUAGUGACAAGCUCAAAACAAAUACGAACAUAUCUCAUUUACGCCGCGAGAACGAAUUUUAUCGCGUAAUCCAAGAAUUUGGUGGUAUUGUAAAUCUGCAAACAAAACACUUUUUUGAUGCUCACAUUGCUCUGCUGAAUGACAUGGCUCACCGUGGAGAACCUGCAAGUGCACCCUCAGGAACUCGUAUCGACAAGAGAACCGCAGAGGCCACCAUAAAGAACAUGGAAAGUCGUGGCCGCGUCAAAGUCCUCAAAACCACUAUAUUCUCCGUCACCGGAAGCACUCGGCCUGCCUCCCUUGUUCACCUCCCAGACACGCCUCAAGAGAAAAUCAACGCAUUCUUACAUCAUCUGAGUCACACCAUCCCGGCUCCUAAUGUUCGGCCUGUCAAGACAUUUGAGGAACCUGUGGAAUUUGGAGCUUCGAGCAGCAUCUCGCAAUGCACCACUCUACCGCUCCAUCUACUGCACAUGGAAAAAUCUGGGAAAGAUGAUGCUGGACAUCAGGUCCUUGAUACUGCCAAGGCGGAGGAACUCUUCUCGUACGACUCUGAAACGAUCCGCGACGUGCUACUUACGGAGAGAACUACGGUAGCGCAAUUGUAUGGUUUCAGAGUCGGGAAAGCGGCUCGGUUGCGGGACUUUCACGUCUUUACCCUUGGGUUACUCGAACAACACUCUUCGCCCCGUAUUGUGUCCCGCGAGCAUUCCAUGAUCGACAUCUCCUUGUACCAACUCGACGUCCCCAUUGCCGUCUAUUGCUCAUUCAUUACCGUACUCAGUUACGACGAAGAACUAUCAAAGCUCAUGGCCUCCGUGGAGGGCAAAGAAACAUUAGUCGGAGACCUGCCGGACCAUAUAUCAGCAAAGCUGCAGGUGGGAAAGUUGCAUUCCAAAACCCGUGUUUUGGAACUCUUAGAUGCCCUUCGGCUUCUUGGACUUGUGACUCCCUACGAACUAUCCACGGAUGACAAUGCAGAUUUUACAUGCACUCUCUCUGAUGGCCGGACAGUUUUACUCAAGGCAGCCCCUUUUGACGGGUGGCGGGUAGCUGCACCAUCUGCUGCGCCCCGAUAUUGGCGCUUCAAUGAAACAGCGCCGUUACAUCUCUGGGCUCUUUCGGAUUCUUCCCCGCCUUACUGGAAGCAUGUCUCGGUGAAAUCUCGCUGUGAUGGUGUAGCUUUUUGGGACGAGCUGCAUAAAGUUAGCCGAGAUGUUGCUUACGUGCAAAGCGCCGUUUGUCCAACGCACGGCACUUCGGGACCUCCAGAAAACACACCUCUUCUGCGGUUCCUUCGCCGGAGAGCAUCUUGGGACUUGGAUUACCGCUUUACUUGGCACCAGAAGCGUUAUCUAGACCAAUCUGUAGACCGCGCCACAGCCCGCAGUCCACUCGACGAAGAGGAUGUUGACUCACAGCUGCAGCAUAUUUCCCAUGUUCUUGGUGCUCCACGUGCGCCUAUUGUCACUUACCUCAAAGGAGCCGCCGAAAAGAUUUUGCGCGAAACGAAGAAAGCACGAAUGAGGCAGAAACGAGAUGGAGCAGAGCAUUGUGCGAUGCAAAACAUUGAAGCCAAAACCAUACUUCAGAAGAAGGCCGAGGAAGCGAAGCUUCAGAGGGAAAGCGACUGGGAGGCCCUACUUCAACGCGUGCAUCCCGGACCUCUGAAGGGCACCAUGGGCAUCCGCAUUCGAGCUGUUCACAAUCGCUUUAUGCAAUCCAGCUCGAUCAGAGAUACGGAUCGAUGGCAACGUGAAAUUGAAAACGCCGUACGGGAGGCUGAACUGGCUUCAAACAAGGUUAUCGCAAGGCCGAAGGCGCUCGCGCUUACGCGCCCUAUAGCUUUACCUCCUGUUGCAGCCAAUCCUCCUGAGAAAUCGGUGCAUUUCCUCAUAGCUCAGCAAGGACCACCUAUCCACAUGCAACAAAUAGACAAGACGAGAGGAAAGAGCAAGACCAAGGAAGGCCAGUUUUACCAAUCAGAGAAUAAGACCCACCAGAGACGUUCUAGAUUCCAUUGGACUCGAGAAUACGAUGAGCUCGCCCGUGAUACAUCUGCUAUAGUUCGUGCUCGAUGUCGUGGUGGGGUCAAGAUCGAUCUUUCGGCUUUUGACCAAGUGUUUCCUGCUGUGCCUCGUAAUUCUGUCCGUCUCCGUCUCUCGCAUCUUCGAGAAAAUACUGGUGAAGAAGUGUAUAUGUCGCGCCUCGAGGACCGAUGGCAUGACCUCUGGAUUCAACAUAGGGGUACUGAGCACCUUCCCGAUGAAGAUCCUCAAAGCCCGUCGAACUUUGACAUAGUAAAUCACAUAGAGUUUCUUCGGAAGCAUGUUGAUAAGAACGCCUUGAGAGUUGGUUAUGUUGAGCAUACAACUCGGACAAAGCUACCAGCAUCAGUGGAUGAAAUCAUACAUCAUUUCGAUGUCCUUUGCAACACAACUAUUUCUCCUGCUUGGGAAUUUGUGUGGCAAGCUACCGUCGAAGAAGGCCGAGAGAAACAGUUUCUCCGACAGUCUUUCACUCAUGGACCAGACGAAGUUCCAUAUCUCACGAACACAAGUGAUGAUGUAGUUCAAGUCGCGGAAGCUGCGCUAAAGAUGGUUUUUGGCAUGUCUAGCGAGCAUUACGAUGCUGAUUUGGCAGCGGGAAUGCUCCAUGGUGUAGGUGAUCAGUCUGUGUCACUCGCAACCUCCAACCUUUUGCGCCGUGGAGUCCUGUCAAAGGUGGUUCGUGAUCCCCAAAAAAUGAAGCCAGGACGCACAUUGAAAAUAUCAGACGUCAACCAAAAUGCCAUCGGAGGCUCGAUACAUGGAGACUUAUUUCAAGACGCUGUCGCUCUAGAUGAAGUACUUGCAGAGCAGGUCGACAAUAUGGAAUGGCCUUUGUUAGCUUCUGAUGGUGACACCGCAGCACUACUCCAGCUAGUGUCAGAGGAGCAGGUCAAUUUCAUCAUAGAUACAGCACAGUCGCAAAAUGCUCGAACAAGGCUUGACUGGAAUAGCAAAAAAGCAGAUGACAAUGAUAUAGAGACUAGCAUCCAAGUCUGCUUGAAACCACUCGAUGGAGACGACAACGAGGGCAACGGAUGUGCGAUAACGCCUUUAUGUGAGUUGCGCUUGGACCCUACGAACACAUCACUCGACGAGAUCAAGCAACAUGGAAAAACGGUAACCCAAGCUGACGCUGCUUGCGCUGAAAAGAUACAAUCAAGAAUCGUAGAUUGCGCGCUAUGCAUCGAGUCGACGUUUUCCAAGUUUGUCGCUGGUCUGGAUGGCGAACAACGAAUACUGGCUCGAGAUAUCUUUGAUCGAGCUAAUGCGUCAUUAGAAUUAGGCUCAUCAAAGUCGCACUACCUAGCUCUGGGUGCUGGUGAUGUGGUUAUGGACCUGUUACAACGAAUGUCCCAAACCCUCCCACCCCUCAUUCUCUGGGUUGGAUACUCUGCGCCAGUUAUCGUUUCCUGCCUUCAUGUUCAUGCUCGUCCUUGGACAGUGGAGAUUAUGAAGGAACCAAAAACUCUUGCCUUACCUCGACGUUGGCUAGAUAUCCGCGGCGGUACAAUACGAGACACAUGGAACGCUAUCCUGCACGCUGUGGUGGGCGUCAUUUUUUUUCAUCCAGGAAUUUCUCAGACCGAGCUGCGGUGGAGGCUCAGGGCAGUAUGUGACCGACAGGAAUUCGUAGACAUCCUAUGUUUCUUGUACCGUGAAGAAGCCAUUUACGCACGAGUCGGUACAGCAUGCCCGACUGGCACCGUCUGGCCGGCGACAUUAGAUGAUGGGGAGGAGCAACAGGUUUUCUGGUUCAUUGGUAAGAACAAGUAUUGGUAUCAAGUCUAAAUCAUGUUCAUUGGACGUUGCGAUAACCAUAUUACUAUGCUCAUGUCAGUGUCAUGGAAUAAAGUUUAAAGAUAUUCACACUGUUUUUUGAACUGGUCUUGCUACAUAGAUGUGAGGCCAUCUGCGCUUGAUUCACUCACCAGUUUCGUUAUCCGUGACCAGUACCAAGGCCUGAAGUUUAUACUCUACCCCUACUCGCUAUGCU
Suillus bovinus is the source of this 6646-nucleotide messenger RNA. RefSeq lists its product as uncharacterized. Gene Ontology annotation, cellular component: transcription factor TFIIIC complex. The record is from RefSeq and is a predicted model, not a curated record. Gene Ontology annotation, biological process: transcription initiation at RNA polymerase III promoter; 5S class rRNA transcription by RNA polymerase III. Gene Ontology annotation, molecular function: DNA binding. The transcript has 16 exons. Bases 1 to 6441 code for a protein of 2146 amino acids. NCBI's taxonomy places the organism in Eukaryota, Fungi, Basidiomycota, Agaricomycetes, Boletales, Suillaceae.